Molecule: messenger RNA, 1589 nt
Organism: Thecamonas trahens ATCC 50062
Lineage: Eukaryota; Apusomonadida; Apusomonadidae
Exons: 1
Coding region: 151-1461 (436 amino acids)
Source: RefSeq, a predicted model, not a curated record
CGCUACUACAGGCUUUCCUCGUUCUGAACCUACUCGGAGGACAGAGCUACUUGGGUUUGACAUUGACUCGUCUUGUGCACUCCCAGCACACCUGCUUGCGCGCUCUCGAGACCUUUUCUCGGCGGCGUCACCUGAAUUGUCUGCCGUUGCAUGUCAUCCGGCGCAAACUCUGACUACUCCACAUACCUCUACUCGGACUCAGAGUCGUCGUCGUCGUCGUCGCAGCAACAGGGUUCGAUCGGUGGAGACUCAGUCCAGCUCGGCAUCUUCCCUGCGUCGCAGACCGCGGAGCACUCGUCGUCGUACUCGACCGUCGCCCCGCCCAGCUACAAGAACGCGUCAGCCGUUCCCGGCGCUGCUUCCGUAGCGCAAAUGGAGACUGGCGGAACGACUAGCGCCGUCGCGCGCAAGGAGCGGGCAUGGUAUGCAUCGUGGCGCGGAUGGGCCGCCUGUGGGUGCGUCCUUUUUGCCCUCAUCGUCCUCAUCCUCAUCGCCACCAUUCCCAACGGCUUCCAGUACGUUGAGUGGAACGAGUACGUCCUCAUGCGCGGCGUUCAUCCGCACAACGCCGGCGUCAAGACCAACAAGGUCUACUCCAACGGCCGCUACUGGACUGGAACCGGGUACGACCAGCUCAAGUACCCGCGGACCUUCAACACCAUCGUGUACAAGGAGGGCUCGCCAUCAGGCACCAUUCUGGCCUUUACCGACUCGGGCAUCGAGUUUUCCAUCGAGUGCUCGUACCUGUACUGGAUCAUUCCGGAGCAGAUCCCGCUGCUGUACUCGCUCUAUCCGACCUCGUACCACUCGCGCAUCGCCGCCCUCGGCCUGCGCGCUCUCAAGAACGUGGCGCCGAACUACUCGCUCCGUCAGUACGUGACCAACCGCGAUGAGAUCCAGCUCGCCAUGUACAACUCGCUCGCUUCCGAGCUUGCUUCUCUCUGUGGCAAUGUGCCGUGCGUCGAGAUCCGCGGCCGCAGGCACUUUCAGCUCCGUCGCGCGGUUGUCCCGUCGCAGAUUCGCUCGACCUGGCUCAACGCCGCCGUUCAGAACCAGGUCAACAUCAAGCAGGAGGCCGAGCAGGUCCGUGUCCUUGUCGUCAAGGAGACCGAUCGCCUCCGCGCCGAGAUCUCGGCAAACAUCACCCUCGUCAACACCUCGGCAGCCGCAGAGGCCCACCGCAUCCGCACCUCGGCUGUCGCCGAGGCCGAUCGCAUCCGCGCAGAGGCCAACGCAGAGGCCUUCCGCAUCCGCGAGCAGGCCAAGGGCUCCGGCAUCCAGUCUGUUCUCACCGCCCUCAACAUCUCUGACUCGGAGGGCACCCGCGAGCUCCUCUCACUCCUCACCGUCAUGGACUCGACCAACACCGACGUCAAGAGCCUCUACCAGUCGACCUCCGUCUUCUCAGAUCCAUCCACUCGCGUCAUUCUCGGCGCCAGCAAUGCCGUGGUAUCCGUAUGAGUUCUGCCGUCAAUCCAGCUUGCUGCCAGCGCGCAAUGGCGGCGACCGAUGAUGGCAUCGGGCUGACGCCAAGCUGGAUAAGUUUGGGCCACCCGCUUGCUCACCUUAAAACUGCCGCGUCUGACCGA